AUGCAUGUUCCAGCUACCGAUACCGAGAUAGCUGCCGUAACAGACAAGCUGGCUCUCAAUGGAAACCAUGAAAAAGUAGUUGAGGACGUUAGCGAUGAUGAUGAGGAAGAAGUUGAAGCUGGUGCUGCCGCUACCGCUACAGGUGCAGCCAAGAAAAAGAAACCCAAAAAGAAGAAGAAGAAGGGUGCUGCUAGUACCAAUGGUGUUGCCAACGUAUCAACCAAUGGAACACCAGCAACUCCAACUAUUGCUAAAGACUCCAAAGGCAUACCGAUACAGACCGAACCACCAACUAUACCUGUUUCCAUACUUUUCCCCAAUCACGUCUAUCCUGAAGGUCAAAUCUGCGAGUACCUGAAUGAAAACUCAUACCGCACAACAUCAGAAGAAAAACGCCACCUCGAACGUCUACAAGCGGACGACUACAAUGACAUACGACGUGCAGCCGAAGUACAUCGUCAAGUCCGUAAAUACGCCCAAAAGACAAUCAAACCUGGCAUGUCCAUGAUUGAGAUCGUCGACUUGAUUGAAAAUGGUACUCGUACGCUAGUGGAAGAGAAUGGAUUCGAGUCUGGCAUUGGCUUCCCAACUGGUGUUUCGUUGAAUCACGUUGCUGCACAUUAUACUCCUAAUGCUGGGGAUAAGACUGUGUUGCAACAACAGGAUGUUAUGAAGGUUGAUUUCGGAGUUCAUGUUAAUGGACGUAUUGUGGAUUGUGCUUAUACCAUGACAUUUGACCCUGUAUAUGACAAUUUGUUGGCUGCUGUCAAAGAUGCUACCAAUACAGGUAUCAGGGAAGCUGGUAUUGAUGUCCGACUAGGAGAUAUUGGUGCAGCUAUACAAGAAGCCAUGGAAUCAUACGAAGUCGAGAUUGGAAACAAGACUUACCAAGUCAAAUCAAUUCGAAAUCUGAAUGGCCACUCUAUUGGACGUUACCAAAUACAUGGUGGGAAGACUGUUCCUAUUGUGAAAGGUGGUGAACAGACCAAGAUGGAGGAGGGUGAGAUAUUCGCUAUCGAGACAUUCGGCUCAACUGGCAAAGGAUAUGUCCACGAAGAUAUGGAGUGCAGUCAUUACGCAAAGACUUUUGAUGCUGGACAUAUUCCAUUGAGAUUACCAAGGGCCAAGCAACUAUUAGCAACGAUAACAAAACACUUCAACACCCUUCCAUUCUGCCGUCGUUACUUAGAUCGCUAUGAUAGCAAGUAUCUUCUCGCUCUGAAGAAUCUUGUUGAUGUUGGUGCAGUCACGGAUUAUCCUCCAUUGGUUGAUAUCAAGGGAUCGUAUACAGCUCAAUAUGAGCAUACUAUUAUACUUAGGCCGACAUGCAAGGAAGUUGUGUCACGAGGAGACGAUUAUUAA
Synchytrium microbalum is the source of this 1362-nucleotide messenger RNA. RefSeq lists its product as uncharacterized. The record is from RefSeq and is a predicted model, not a curated record. Gene Ontology annotation, biological process: proteolysis. The transcript has 9 exons. The coding region runs from base 1 to 1362 and encodes 453 amino acids. Lineage: Eukaryota; Fungi; Chytridiomycota; Chytridiomycetes; Synchytriales; Synchytriaceae. Gene Ontology annotation, molecular function: metalloaminopeptidase activity.